This is a messenger RNA of Lodderomyces margitis, 1143 nucleotides long. RefSeq lists its product as uncharacterized. NCBI's taxonomy places the organism in Eukaryota, Fungi, Ascomycota, Pichiomycetes, Serinales, Debaryomycetaceae. The record is from RefSeq and is a predicted model, not a curated record. The transcript has a single exon. Bases 1 to 1143 code for a protein of 380 amino acids.
AUGCUAUCCAAGAGAAGCCACCGUAUUUCAACAUCCACACUCAACUUUGUUACUCGGUUCAUUUGGAAUGAUCACAAACCCUCAAAGCGUCCCGAAAAUGAGGCUCUUGCAGACGCAUUAAAUCUUCUUACGAAACCAACAACGCAAUCCACAUACAAACCAUCAUUGUUCAAGUCGUUGACUGAAGGAUCUGUCGAUGAACAGUUAUCGAAGGCGCCGCCAAAAGUGCACAUUAAACAUGAACCACACAUAAGUGAGCAUUUUGUAAACAAUUUAUUGUGGGGAAUCAAGUCUUCUUUGUUGGACUCACAAAUCAACCAUUCACAACUUUUGAAUGAUAUGUCCGCUGAGGAGUUGAGUAGCUACACCAAAAGAGUUAAAAACAUGGCCCUGUUGCGUGAAAUUGUACAACUUUUCUAUAACCAUGAUAGAUUGACACCGCGAAUAUUAACUGACGUUUUAUUGAACAAAUCAUUAAAGAGUUUAGACAAUUUCCCUAUCGAUUUGAAUAAAUUUGAAGGGAUAAAAGGGGUCGAUAACAGAGCAGUACUACACUUGAAGAUUAUCAUGUUGAAGAAGUACUAUGAUUUGAAUCAACCAUUAGAUAUCAUACGAAACUUGAAGUCCAAUUUUGCUGCAAGCUAUCUUCCACUAAUUGAGAGCCACCAACUCACCCCCUUUUAUGAACGAAUUGUGUGGCGGUUUGUUUUUGAAUAUUUGCGACAGUAUAACGAAGAGUACUAUAUAAAAUCGUUGAAGUCGCUUCAGUCUAGUUUUCUCAUUUGGGAAUCGUCGUCUUACACGGCAAAUCAAUCAAUUGCACAACUUAUCUUGGAGAAUCAUGGUGAAUUGACGAAACUACAAGUUUUGUUUUUGAAAAUUGCAAGCUCUGCAAGAACCUUCGAUGUUCCAAAGUUGAGGAAGAUAUCCAUCAAGUACAAGCUUCACAAGUUGAAACAACAAGAAGAUAGGAAGUUGCUCUAUGCUGUGCUUAAUGAGUUGGAAAACCUUUUAAUCGCGUCACAACCGAACAACACGAAGUCUUUGCUUGAAGAAUUGGCCUUGUACAGACUCGAGUUAGUUCAAGAUGUGUACAACAGGCCUGUAGAGCCGCUAGAGAGUUUGGAGUGGAGCAAAGCUUAG